This is a messenger RNA of Xenia sp. Carnegie-2017, 1308 nucleotides long. RefSeq lists its product as uncharacterized. NCBI's taxonomy places the organism in Eukaryota, Metazoa, Cnidaria, Anthozoa, Malacalcyonacea, Xeniidae. The record is from RefSeq and is a predicted model, not a curated record. The coding region runs from base 138 to 722 and encodes 194 amino acids. The transcript has 6 exons.
CAGUACGUAUAGUAAUCACUUACUGUAGUGAUCAAUUCUAAAUGGUCUAUUUUUUGAAAGCAGCCUUUCGCAAAUUUAUCAAGUUCAUGGUCAUCGGUGGACAGAUAUGGAUAUAAAAAUUGAGCAUAAGUUACUAUAUGGUUACUAUGGUAUUAUGGAUUAUAAUAAACAAGGGGGUGAAAGGUUUUCCUUUAGCCUUUUAUAAUUUCUACUUUUCUGCGCAAAUGUUUGUCACUGUAAAAUAUGGAGAUGGCGAAGAACUUUUAUGCAAUCUGGAAUGCAAGACAAAUGUUCUUCUUGAUGAUAUCAGAAGAAGAUGUAGCUAUGGAAAAGAAGUAAUGGUUGACUUAUCUGAUGAAAAUGGAAAUUUGAAGUACUUGAGAGGCCAUCCAGAGUCAUAUGCAACAGAAUUUUUAAAAAAUCGAGAGUCACUUGUACUUGUUAGGGUAAACAAAAACCCAAUCAAUGACACUAUAACCUACAGUCCUUUACUUGAAGAUAUCUUUAUUGUUACAACAUCUUUCAUUGAACGUCUCACCAGCUGUGGUGACCUGGGUACAAAACAAAAUCACACCAAAAAUUCAUCCUUGGCAAACAAUGUGAAGAAACAUCAGGCUGUUUCAAAAGCUAAAAAUUCAUUUCUUGCAAGUGCUAGUAAAUCUCGUGGUCCACCAAACAGACGUUUAAGUAGGAGUCACUCUAAAGAAAGAAAAUCCAGAUGAAAUUUAAUUGCUCGCUAGUGCUCGCAUCUUCCUUUUUCUUUUCUUGGGAGCUAGGCGAUGUAACUAACAGGAACUCAAGAAACGGAUUAGACAAAAUUAUGGCUGCCUGAAUCGAAAGAACUCUUUCUUGAUUUUUUACACCAUCAAAUCUUUCCCAGUAAACGCUGUGCUCCCACAAAUGUUUGGUAAAACACACUUUACCUUUGUAUGAUUUACCUGUAGAAUAAAAGUUGUUAGCAUUUAUGGAGUGGUCUCUUCACUUGAACGCAAUUUUGAAUAUUGCUAAACAAAAAUCACGGUGUAUUUUCAUGAAAUAACGAGGAAAAUAUUAAUCAAAAUGCUGGUAACCAGUAAGCAAUGAAAAUGUUGAUUUGUGUCAAUGUGCCAUGCACAUAUUAUUUAGUGUAUGCUGCUUGAAACACGAUAUAUAAUUAUAGUUGUGUCACUGGUUGGUUUGUGUUCUUCAUUGUGUAAUUUCAUUUCUUUAAAAAUUCUUCAACAUUGUAACUAAAUUGGUAAAAUGACGUUUUGAUCCAUUCGUAAUAAAUUAUAUACAUUUGAAAAAUUUAUUAAACUUGCAAAAGUU